Morone saxatilis (striped sea-bass) is the source of this 1651-nucleotide messenger RNA. RefSeq lists its product as uncharacterized. Gene Ontology annotation, molecular function: ubiquitin binding. The record is from RefSeq and is a predicted model, not a curated record. Bases 85 to 936 code for a protein of 283 amino acids. Lineage: Eukaryota; Metazoa; Chordata; Actinopteri; Moronidae. The transcript has 4 exons.
ACGUACGGUUUCAGGAAGGAGGAAGUCCCUGGUACUCGCACUAGCGCGAAUUUUCGAAGCUGUUGUGAAAAGUAAUUUACUGAAAUGGCUGAAAAUCAUUCAAAGUGUAAACUGAAACGAAAGAAAUCCUCUGUAGAAGAUCUCCAGCCGGAACUCUCCUCCAGGGGACCGCUGAACAACAGUUGUACCACCAUGUUCUCCGGGGCAGCUGGGAGGUCAGUGGUUGCUGCAGCAGUGUGGUGGAACAGACAGCAGCUGCCUGCUGUGGAGAGUCUGUGGGCAUUGACACUGAAGGCUGCUCUGGAGAACCAGCACUGGGACAUGGUUCCUGAUCUUCCACACCCAUCCACAGUGAGACCCACAGCACUAAGGUUAGAUGACCUGCGGUGGUGUGACCUCAGUGAAGAGGUUCUUCCUUUCCCCAUACCCUCUCCACCUCCUCGGAGGACUUCGUCGAGUCCAGAUCCUCUCAGGCUCAGCUUCUCCCAGCAGGACCUUUCAGUAAAGACCAAACCUGUACCAGACCCACCUGACAGACGGCCGUCCUUUCACAGCAAGCACAGUCAUAAUGGCAAGACAACAUCCCUUCAAGCCCUCACAGAAAAAUCACCCUUCCACAGCUGGGAGGGGGAGGCAUCACCAGUGGGACCCUCAAGUGUUAGGGGUGGACAGCAAGACAAAGAGACUGGACCAGUCAACAGACAGCUUCUCACAGACCAGGUGACGGUGUCUGACAGGCGAGUUCCUCUGCAGAAGAAGUAUAAAAAAAAAGAGGAGGUGGAUAGAGAAGCAGGAGGAGGAGGAGGAGGAGGAGGAGGAGGGCUGAAGAGCUGCCCGAUGUGCCUGCAGGAGUUCCCUGUUGGGUUCACCCAGAUGGACUGUGACGGCCACCUGGCCCAGUGUCUGUCGGAGGUCAAUGUGGAUGUGACCUGGUGAGCCGACAGGAUGCUGGCGGCUGUCCAGGAGCUGGGAGGAGCCCAGAUGCCACACACUCCAGGUUCAUUUCGUACAGAGAGGGACACACCCAGAGAGCAGCUCGUACAGAGAGGGGGACUCCAGACACUGAGCAAACCAGGAUGUCCAACGUGGAUGUCAUGGAAGAACAACUCUGAUGGCUCCCCUCAGAGGAACCCUACUGUCAUAUUUCAAUUUAGACACUGUGCUUGAGCCUCUUGGCCUCUGAUGUGUUUGAUUCCAGCUGGUCAAGAGGAUCCCCAAACUAAAAUGACAAUCCAACCUGCCUUGUCCUCUGAGAGACCAAAAUGGAACCAGGCCACAUCCUCCUCACAAACUCUCAGACAACUGUACACAAAUAUCAACUGACUCAUUUGAACACAAAUUGCACCCGGCCUGGAUGUUACCAACAUCAGUGGAAUUGUUAAUGAUGAUAUGAUCACAUUGUGUUACCUUUUUACUACAUUCUGAGUCAUUGGAGUUCCACAUGUAACAGUGGAAUUAAUUCAAACAGUGAUUUUGCAGGUAUUUGUUUUCUCCAGCCCUUUUAGAGACUACAGGAUCCUCUUGCAGGGUUCCUGAAAAAUUUGGAAGGUGUGAAAAUAUAGAGACUAGUUUUCCAGUCAUGGAAAAGCAAUGUUAAUUGUCCGUGCAAUGGACACUUUUUAAAAGAAUCUUUUCUUUUAAAUAAAACAAU